CGACGGCCACGCCAGAGGUGGCGCGCACGCGCAUCGCCAGCCAGGAAUUUCGCCAACCGCAGAAGCUGGAGGAGCUGAUGGAGCAGGUUCGCGAUCAGCAGCAGCGGGCGUUCCGGCAGCGCGAGGACCUCUGCACCGAAUGUGGCACGCCGCUCAGCAGGAUCAACACCGCCUGCACCAAAGUCUGGGAGGAGAGGAACAAUGCCCUCAACGACGAGGUCGAACAGGUGCUCGAUGCGUUACUAAAGGAGCUCAAGGAGUUCAAGGACGAGCUGGACAUAUCCGCUGAGGACAUGCUGAAGGCUCUGUGCCGCGAUCUCGAGAUCCUCGACGCUCGGGAGGACGGGGGCCUUAUGGCGACAGCGUCUCGAUCUGCCAGUGUUGGUCUCACUUUUCCUCGUGGUCAUCGUGCUGCGAUGUGA
Molecule: messenger RNA, 422 nt
Organism: Prorocentrum cordatum
Lineage: Eukaryota; Dinophyceae; Prorocentrales; Prorocentraceae
Source: the annotation of a GenBank genome assembly